This is a messenger RNA of Stylophora pistillata, 1013 nucleotides long. RefSeq lists its product as uncharacterized. NCBI's taxonomy places the organism in Eukaryota, Metazoa, Cnidaria, Anthozoa, Scleractinia, Pocilloporidae. The record is from RefSeq and is a predicted model, not a curated record.
UCGCUAAUAUACAAGUCAUAGCUAAAUCGAUGUAAUAAUCCUUGUUCGCAUGCAAAAGCAGGCUUACUGAGACUAGAAAAGCAGGAAAAGUUGUGCAAAUGAAUUACAAGCUUGAUUUUGCUUUAACCGUUCUUCAUAUGUUGUUUGCGGUGGACUUCUUAGAUAACCAAGCAGCAGUAAGAGGUUGCAGAGAAAUCGUUUUUAAGCAUCAGUGGAAAAACAAGGCUUUGCAAGGCCACACGCUAAGAACCCUAAGUGCAGGAGAUUUUGAAAGUUGUAGACUGAAAUGCUACCUGGAGGACAACUGGGUUUCAGUUAACUUUGAAUCUACUGGGAAAUGUGAUCUUAAUGGCAAGGACCAUACCCAGAAGCCAAACGAUUUAGUGGAUGCCAUUGACAACUCAUAUUCAUCUGUGGAAAACCCCUGCGCCAGUUCGCCGUGUCAGCAUCCUAAUGUUCUUUGUCAAGUCGGUUUUACUGGCCGAGGGUACAGAUGUAACUGCAACAAAACUGGAUUCGCUGGUGAGACGUGUGAGAAAGCUGUCCUCCGUAUUUUUGUUAAAUCGUUCGGCACUAAGGACAGACCGGAUGGUGCCAUUUUUGGAGAUACGAUCAUCGAAGUAAACGGGAUAAAUCACUGCAAAAAGCGAAGAGGUCACAACAUCGUAACAGUUUAUCCUGGUAACGGAUCAAUUCACGCAAGUAAGAGUUUCGACACACACGAUAGUGCACAAGCAAGUGCAGACAUGACAACAUUUAUAAACAGUUUACCAGAAAAUAUCAUGGUACUGAUUGCAGUGCACGAUUCAGCACUUGCCAGUGUCAUGCGUAACACCCCAGGUGCUGAAAGUGCCCUGCGCAAUGUUGGAGCUGUAGACCCUGUGUUCACCCAGCUGCGCGAAUCGUGGCUGCUUAUUGGUUACAAAGGCGCAGAUAAGCCCACGUGGAUUCAGCAAAGAUAUGCAGCGAGGAACCUGGGACCAGUUUCUAUUGGAACUGAGAUAAUUUUCUAA